This is a messenger RNA of Umbelopsis ramanniana AG, 1352 nucleotides long. RefSeq lists its product as uncharacterized. Gene Ontology annotation, cellular component: endoplasmic reticulum. The coding region runs from base 27 to 1148 and encodes 373 amino acids. Gene Ontology annotation, biological process: ergosterol biosynthetic process. Lineage: Eukaryota; Fungi; Mucoromycota; Umbelopsidomycetes; Umbelopsidales; Umbelopsidaceae. The transcript has 6 exons. The record is from RefSeq and is a predicted model, not a curated record. Gene Ontology annotation, molecular function: sterol 24-C-methyltransferase activity.
AGAAGAGAGAGUCCAUCCAAGCCAAAAUGAACAUGUCCGUCACUAUCAAUAACCCGUCUGAAGAGAUUGCUCUUAUGCGAAAGCUCCAUGGUAACCUUGUUCUUGAGGAAUCUGGCUUUCUCAAGAAAGUCACGCAAAAGGACUCUACUUUGAACAAGAAGGCUGCUGAUACCUACUACAGCAACUGGAAGGAUAAGAAACAGCUCGCUAACAAUGAAGAGCAUGUUGAAAACAGACGCGAGCACGCUCAAGUCAUGACCAACGCUUUCUACGAUUUAGUCACUGAUUUCUAUGAAUACGGUUGGGGCCAGUCUUUCCACUUUGCCAGACUCUACAAGGGCGAUAGCUUUGAAGAAAACAUCAAGCGUCACGAAGCAUAUCUUGCUCUCAAGCUUGGAUUGAAGAGCGGUGAUAAAGUUUUGGAUGUUGGCUGCGGUGUCGGUGGUCCACUCCGUGAGGUUGUCAAAGCUUCACAGUAUGCUCAUGUCACUGGUAUCAACAACAACUCAUAUCAAAUUGAACGUUGCCAAGCUUACUCUAUCAAGUAUGGUUUGACCCCACAUACCGAUUUCGUCAAGGGUGACUUCACCAACAUGCCCUUGGAAAACCAAACCUUCGACGGUGUCUUCUCUGUUGAAGCAACAGUUCAUGCCCCCAAGCUUGAAAUGGUGUACGGUGAAAUCUACCGUGUGUUGAAGCCUGGUGGUAGAUUCGCUUGUUAUGAAUGGUGCACAACACCUUCGUAUGAUGAAAAGGACCUUUCACAAAAGAAGGUCAUCCAUGCCAUUGAAGAGGGUAACUCUAUCUCAAAGUUGUAUACUACGCAACAGUGCUUGGCUGCUCUCAAGUCGGUUGGCUUUAAGGUUUUGGAAGAAGGUGAUGCAGCUAUCCUUGACGAUGCAACUGAGCCUUGGUACAACACCCUCAAGGCUCCCGAAGGCUUGCGAGGCAUGCUGAGAAGCCCAUGGGGCAGAUUUUACACUCACUCCUUGCUCACCUUCUUCAGUAAGUUUGGUGUUGUUCCCCCUGGUGUUUUGGAAACUUCUCAGCUUCUCAAUGACGCUGCCGAUUACUUGGUUAAGGGUGGUGAAAUGAAUAUCUUCACCCCUAUGUACUUCUUUGUCGUCGAAAAGCCUUUGGAUGGGUAAAUAGUGUCUAAUAUCCUCUCACAUCUUGUAUUUUCUCCUCCUCUUCCCCCUCUUUCGCCACCUUUUUAUUCAUAGUCAUGAGAAUUUAUUUUUGCCUAUUUAAAAAACGGUUUACCACUUUUUUCUUUCUUCGAUGCAAGUGAAAUCAUUGUAUUUCAUACUGCUUCAUAAUUUGGCUCCCAAAAAGAAUAAAAUAUCAAAAAC